This is a messenger RNA of Lodderomyces theae, 1167 nucleotides long. RefSeq names its product iron-sulfur cluster assembly protein. NCBI's taxonomy places the organism in Eukaryota, Fungi, Ascomycota, Pichiomycetes, Serinales, Debaryomycetaceae. Bases 1 to 1167 code for a protein of 388 amino acids. Gene Ontology annotation, biological process: iron-sulfur cluster assembly. Gene Ontology annotation, cellular component: cytosolic [4Fe-4S] assembly targeting complex. The transcript has a single exon. The record is from RefSeq and is a predicted model, not a curated record. Gene Ontology annotation, molecular function: protein binding.
AUGCUCCAACUCAUCCAGUCAAUUCAAUCACACACAGACAAAGUAUGGAGCAUAUCAGCUCACCCAACAUUACCACUCUUGGCCACUGCGUCAACUGACAAAUCAACCAAAGUGUACAAACUAUCUAUUGCGCAAAAAUUCCCCCAGAUUGCCAACUUAGAAGACACACACAGGCGAUCAGUACGAUCGGUUUCGUUUAAGCCUCCCAUGGGUGGAGUGGACUACAAGCUGAACGUGUUGGACUUGCCUGCAUUGGCCAGUGGUUCAUUCGACUCAACGAUAUCGAUAUGGGGUAUAGAUGAGCCCGAUGAGAAUUAUGAAGUUGAGGAGAUUGUGGAUAAUCAAGCUGAGAUAUUGACGAGUCCUUCCAAUGAGUGGAACUUGAUGGCGAUAAUCGAGGGCCAUGAGAAUGAGAUUAAGGCGGUUGAUUGGAAUUUUAGUGGGAGGUAUCUUGCUUCGUGUUCGAGAGACAAGACGGUCUGGAUUUGGGAAACUGAUCCAGAAACGUUGGAGGAGUUUGAGUGCGUUUCUGUAUUGAAUGAUCACCUGCAAGACGUAAAGAAUGUGACUUGGCAUCCUACUAGUAAUUUGUUGGCCAGUUCAUCUUAUGAUGACACUAUAAGAAUCUACAAACAAGAUUUUGAUGACGAUGAUUGGUCAUGUGUUGGGAUAUUGGAUUCACAUGAGGGUACUGUGUGGUGUUCCAAAUUUGAAAGUCCAAAGAGCCCCCACGCUACAAAAGAUAGAAUCAGGUUGGUAUCAGUGAGCGAUGAUUUAUCAGUCCGCAUAUGGUACAGUCAAGAUGAAACGAGUAAUGAUGCAAAUGGUAGUACUAACGGGACCAAUUUGCCCUCUUCAAUCAAGCACACCUCCGAAAUGGUUUGGGAACAGGAAUGCGUGUUGCCCAAAGCCCACACCCUUCCCAUAUAUUCGGUGGCGUGGUCAUCAAAGACGGGCAAGAUUGUGACUUCUGGCUCAGAUGGACAAAUUGUGGUUUACAGUGAGAUCGCAACUGGCAAGUGGGAGAUUGAAAAUGUGCACCAAUUUGCUCACGGUGUUCAUGAGAUCAAUUGUGUCAUUUGGGCAAAUUUGGAUAAUGAAAAAGAGGAGGUUGUAAUAUCAGCAGGCGACGAUGGUUGUGUGAACAUAUGGAAGGAAAAAGAGUAG